AUGGUUCAUAGGAAACAGGAACUGUAUCACUGUAGUGAGUGUGGGGAGAGCUUUAGGAAGAAGGAGGAGUUCAGGGCACAUGGGAAAGCUCACAGAAAGAAGAGAGUCCAUUCCUGUUCUGAGUGUGGGAAGAUAUUCAACCGGUUAUCAUCGCUCACUACCCACCGGAGAAUACAUACGGGAGAGAGACCCUAUUGCUGUGCUGAGUGCGGAAAAAGAUUCUUCCAUAUAAUAGGUCUUACCGUCCACAAGAGAAUCCACUCAGGAGAGAGACCCUAUGCCUGUGCUGAGUGUGGAAAGCAAUUUAUGGAUUUGUCAACACUUCGUAAGCACCAGAGCAGUCACUCAGAAAAGAGACCCCAUCGCUGUAACCAAUGUGGGAAAAGCUUUGUCUAUAUACAUCAUCUCAAGAGCCACCAGAGAAUCCACACUGGAGAGAAACCCUAUUGCUGCACUGAGUGCGGGAAAAGUUUCACCCACAUGUCAGGCCUCACCAACCACCUGAGAAUCCAUUCAGGAGAGCGACCCUAUCCCUGCACUCAGUGUGGGAAGUGCUUUGCUCACUCAUCAUCUCUCACCAACCACCUGAGAAUCCAUUCAGGAGAGCGACCCUAUCCUUGCACUCAGUGUGGGAAGUGCUUUGCUUACUCAUCAUCUCUCACUGAACAUCUGAAAAUCCAUUCAGGAGAGCGACCAUAUUCCUGCAUUCAGUGUGGGAAGCACUUUGCUCGCUCAUCAACUCUUACUAAGCAUCAGAGAACCCACUCAGAAUAG
This is a messenger RNA of Emys orbicularis (European pond turtle), 774 nucleotides long. RefSeq names its product zinc finger protein 154-like. The transcript has 2 exons. Gene Ontology annotation, molecular function: DNA-binding transcription factor activity, RNA polymerase II-specific; RNA polymerase II cis-regulatory region sequence-specific DNA binding. Gene Ontology annotation, biological process: regulation of DNA-templated transcription. The coding region runs from base 1 to 774 and encodes 257 amino acids. Lineage: Eukaryota; Metazoa; Chordata; Testudines; Emydidae. The record is from RefSeq and is a predicted model, not a curated record.